CACAACCUCGGUGUCAUAGUGCGGGAUGUCAGUGAUAGUACGACGGAAAAUCAGUUGUCAGUCAAUUCAGUUCUUAAGACAAUUUUCUGAAAACUGGAAUCAUAAACGAAUUAUAUUGACGGCGCUUGUAACACCAGAUGUUCACGAAAAGGUGUUACUCAGCUCAUCCAGAUACCAAGUCUUGGAUACAAGCUCUGAAGGCCUGGUCGUGUUUGGCUGAGGUCCGCUGCAGCCUCGAUUGAAGCUUCGUCACCAACAGCGAUGUCAGCUCCAUCCAAGACAGUGGUGGUGCUUGCCACAAUAUCAUUGCUUCUUUGUCCUAGAUGGGUUUCUUCGAAGAAAAGUUUGAAUGGAAUGUCAAGACAAGAUAUCCUUGAUAUGUUGCUGAUCAACUCAACCUACAACGCUCGGAUAUCUCCUGAUUAUGAAGAAGAUCAUCCGACAACAGUGGGCGUCCAGGUGUAUGUGCUGAGUAUCGACUCCGUCAAUGAGCAGUCCAUGGAUUAUUCUCUCAACGUAUAUCUGAGGCAAAGAUGGGUGGACCCGAGAUUGCAGUAUAUCAACUUCUCGAAGACGGAUUGGUUAGAGCUGGAUACAAAGAUCAUGCAGAGAGUGUGGGUGCCGGAUACGUUCUUCAGGAACGAGAAGAAAGGAGCCUUCCAUGACGUCACUGUGCCAAACAGGCUGAUGCACCUUUACCGGAAUGGCACGAUCUAUUACAGUAUGAGAUUGUCAAUAACACUGAGCUGUCAUAUGCGACUGGAAAAAUACCCCUUGGAUGUACAGAAGUGUCCUAUCCUCAUCGCCAGCUAUGGCUAUACCAUGGAGAAUAUAGUUUACGACUGGGUUCAGCACAAACCAGUUGACUUCAAUGACAAUCUGGAGUUGCCACAAUACACUCUACAAGAACAUAUCCUGGGAAACUGCACCAAGACGUAUAAAGAAACCGGCAGCUUUUCCUGCGUUCGAGCAGAUUUCAUCCUUCAACGAGACGUCGGCUUUUACAUCAUCCAAGUGUACGUCCCGAGUGUCCUCAUUGUCAUCCUCUCCUGGGUGUCCUUCUGGCUCGAUAUCGAGGCUAUCCCUGCGCGAAUUUCAUUGGGCGUCCUGACUGUGCUCACCAUGACAACGCAGAGUUCCGGUGCACGUGCGUCCUUGCCCCGUGUAUCGUAUGUGAAGGCCAUUGACGUUUGGAUGUCGACUUGCCUCUUCUUUGUGUUCGCUUCCCUAUUAGAAUUCGCCUACAUCAACGUGUUAGCAAGAAGACGAAUACCUUGGAAGUGCUUUGGAUUCUCUACAGCGAAGACAGACGAGAGUAUCGCGUUAAAUGGGACCGGAAUUGAUGCAACGGAGAAGACUGAUGUGACUCGGAUGUACGGCAAGAUGGGAGCGCGGUAUGUGGAUCGGUUGGCACGUUAUGCAUUCCCAGCAGCCUUCAUCCUGUUCAACAUGGGGUACUGGUUAAUCUACAUCUUUGUCGAAAUGUAGACCGGCAUUGCACUGAUGAAGAAAGUCUUGUCGAGAUGCAGGUUAGUUUGUGUGACACGAUUCCAAUGUCAAACAAGAUACGGACUGAAAAAAACACAUUCGGAAGUAUACAUUCACACAUGUAUCUACUGGGUUGAAUGACGUAUCGGUGACGAAGAAAGCAUUUUGGAAUUCUUCACGGAAUGAGGAAUAAGGCAAAAGACCAACACAUUCUAGACAUGAUAUGAUACUUUUGGAAAGUAUAUAUAAUCUUGUAGCCAAUGGUUAUUUCUCUCGCAGAGUAGCACCUGAGAAACACCCGAGAAACACGUAUGCAUGUGUUACAAGACCAAUACAAGUAUUGAUAGAAGAACGGACAGACAUCUUUUGCUCAAGAAGAAUCACAACUUCACUCUUUCUGUGCCGUUGAGGUUGGGUGUGUGUUUGCGCUGACAAUGGCGGUUGUAGAGAUGUAUGCAUAUGGAUGAAAGUAAGGAAGAGGCAGCUGGUGACAGGUUCCAGCAUUGUUGGGAAGAUGGAAACUCAAAAGACAAGCGUACGGCGUGGACAGGUUGGCAUGCAAGAGUGAUCAAAACAUCGAAGACGAUGACUUUGCCAAAAUGGUCUCACAGACACUGGAGCAGGCUACAAAAUGGAGUGCAAUAAUUGUUGGAGUUUCAUUUAAGGUACUAUCCUUUGUGUAUUUCAUUCCGUGUACAUUGUACAUUUUUCGCAGUUUAUACAUCACGGCGUGAAGGUUUGAAAAGGGAAUUGAAAGAUUUAAAAGAAACAAUUAUGAAUGGACAUCAUUAUUUUAAAAAAACUCAAGCUAUCUUUCUAAAAAUGAUUUCACAAAUAAAGUUUAUAAAAUGAACAACGUGUUUACAAACCCUUCAGCUUACUUAUUAAGAUCAGUUAUGAUCAUUUAUAUUACCAACUCGAAAGCUCAAAAGCCAAAAUAAAAAACCGAUUAACAAUUCCGUUUAACGUGGAACAGAAAGCCAAUAACGGUAGCUGCACAAUUCGUUGACACACAUUGUGGCAUGCUUUGUUUGAAAUUUUUAAUGUUAAACCAUUAUGGUAGAUUGUCUCAAUUGUUUAAUCAUAGUUUAGUAUCAUGUACAUAGUUCUCAUAUAUGACACCGUUUUUGGUGGCAGUCUUUAAUUCGAAAUAUUUUAUAUGGUUUUUUAUAUUGUCUGACGGGAUACGAUGGGUUCACAUACAUUGUUUGGUAUACAUGUAUGUGAUAUAUUGUUUAAUUUGUUUGACGGCAUCUUCUUUAUCUUGUAUAGUAUUAGGUAUAGUAAACGAAUGUGUCUUAGAUCAGUCCUUUCCUGAGGAACAUAUGCCAUGAAUAAUAAAAAUAUUGUAUUCGUAUUUGUAUUCAAAAUUUAAAUAAUUUGGUUUAAGAUAAAUAUUACAAUAUGAAUAUAUCUACAAUAUUAUUUAUUCAUAAAUAUUCCGGGCCGUGAACGUGAUAUAAGACAAGAAGACUUUUAGACGUUCAUGAGUGGACAUUGUUCGGGGUAAAGUCGUACACAUAUCAAUCACUGACAUCAGAAAUAAUACGGACGUUCCUACGAGUUCGUAUGUUGAAUAAUUCUAUAUAGUUGAAACAUACCACAAAGUAUUGCUAUGAGUGUCAAUUGACCGUAAUUUUAGAUGAACGGUAACAUGUACAUAAAUGUGUCUUUUCAUAUAAAAUAAACUAUGUGUUAACGUUGUUUUGAAUACAAAGUCAUCGUUUUGCACCAGUAUCACAUUUUGUAUCCCGCUUCUCUGUUCCCCAUGUCCUCAUUGUAUCAUUGAACCAUUGUGAUAUCUGAUAUGCACUGACGUUCUAGAGAGAGUAUAAUUUAUUGCAAAAUUUAUAUUUUUAGAAUGCUUCAAAUACACGUACGUGCGCAUCCAUAAAUUACCCAUACCAUGUUGAUUUGUGUAAUAAAGGUUUUGUUGCUACAAA
Messenger RNA from Haliotis rufescens (red abalone), 3431 nucleotides. RefSeq names its product glycine receptor subunit alpha-2-like. Gene Ontology annotation, cellular component: neuron projection; membrane; synapse. Lineage: Eukaryota; Metazoa; Mollusca; Gastropoda; Lepetellida; Haliotidae. The coding region runs from base 262 to 1488 and encodes 408 amino acids. The record is from RefSeq and is a predicted model, not a curated record. Gene Ontology annotation, molecular function: chloride channel activity; extracellular ligand-gated monoatomic ion channel activity; neurotransmitter receptor activity. The transcript has 10 exons. Gene Ontology annotation, biological process: chloride transmembrane transport; chemical synaptic transmission; nervous system process.